Pristis pectinata (smalltooth sawfish) is the source of this 4609-nucleotide messenger RNA. RefSeq names its product 3-hydroxyisobutyryl-CoA hydrolase (gene hibch). Gene Ontology annotation, cellular component: mitochondrion. The record is from RefSeq and is a predicted model, not a curated record. Gene Ontology annotation, molecular function: 3-hydroxyisobutyryl-CoA hydrolase activity. NCBI's taxonomy places the organism in Eukaryota, Metazoa, Chordata, Chondrichthyes, Rhinopristiformes, Pristidae. The coding region runs from base 113 to 1261 and encodes 382 amino acids. The transcript has 14 exons. Gene Ontology annotation, biological process: L-valine catabolic process.
UGGAUCUGGAAGGAAUCGAGUAGUCGGCGAGCGUGAUGAUUCAUAGCGCGACGCUGACAGCUGCGAGUGGAAUCUCUGGGUAGAGUUUCGAACGUAGUGUAACAGUGUCGGGAUGAGUUUCUGGGGCUUUAGCUCCCGGUUCAGGGUAAGAGCACUUUCUAGAUUACAGAUUGUACAGCAACAUUUGAUGUCUACAAGUACCAUUUCGGAAAAGGAAGUACACUUAAUGAAGUCUGGAUGUGCCGGAAUAAUCACGCUCAAUCGGCCGAAGGCCCUUAAUGCUCUGAACCUCUCCAUGAUCAGGCAGAUCUACCCCCAGCUAAAGGAAUGGGAGCAGGACAAUGAAACUUCAUUAGUAAUCAUUAAAGGCGCAGGGGAAAAGGCUUUCUGUGCUGGAGGUGACAUUAGAGCUGUUACAGAGGCAGGAAAAGUUGGAGACAGACUGGCGGAAGAUUUCUUCAGAGAGGAAUACAUUCUAAACAAUGCAAUUGGAAGCUGCCAGAUACCAUAUGUUGCACUUAUUGAUGGAAUAACGAUGGGAGGGGGUGUUGGGUUAUCAGUGCAUGGACAUUUCCGGGUGGCCACAGAGAAAACGUUGUUUGCUAUGCCGGAGACGGGAAUAGGUCUGUUCCCAGAUGUAGGAGGAGGUUACUUCUUGCCAAGACUGGAAGGGAAACUUGGCUUGUUCCUUGCCUUAACAGGAUUUAGAAUUAAAGGAAGAGAUGUGCAUAAAGCUGGAAUUGCUACUCAUUUUGUAAAGUCUGAGGAGAUUCCAGCUUUGGAGAAAGAUUUGGUAUCUCUAAAGUCUCCUUCAAAAGAGGAUGUUGCAGAUUUGUUAAAUUCAUAUCACUCCAAGUGCAAAGCUGAUGAUAAAUUUGCCUUAGCGGAGCACAUGGACAAGAUUAAUAGGCUGUUUAAAACUAACAGUGUGGAAGAAAUAAUGGAAAAUCUAAAACAAGAUGGUAGUCCAUUUGCACUUCAACACUUGGAGAUAUUGAAGAAAAUGUCUCCUACAUCCAUGAAGAUUACUUUUCAACAGCUUGAAGAGGGAGCUAUGAAGAACCUGUCAGAAGUUUUAAUUAUGGAGUACAGACUUAGCCAAGCUUGUAUGAGAGGCCAUGAUUUCUAUGAAGGUGUGCGAGCAGUGCUGAUUGACAAGGAUCAAAGCCCAAAGUGGAAGCCAGCAACUCUGGAAGAAGUGACAGCGGAGUACCUGAGUAGCUGCUUUAAGUCACUUGGAGCCAAAGAACUCAAGUUGUGAAUGGAUGAAUGGUCUGAGUAUUUAAAAUAAAAAUUUUGCAAGGUGUUUAGUAUGUUUGCUUUUCUCUUCAAGCAUUUAGCAUGCUUAUCUGUAAAUGAUGUAUUUGUCAGAUGAAAAUUUUGUUACCAGUAUAAUAAAUGUGAGGAAACACUGAGCUUGUAUUUUUUGGGGAGAGCAGCCACCAAUAAGUAACAAAAACUUGUAUUUGUAUAAUACUGGUAUAAUGGUUGCCGGAGGAGGAAUCGGAAGGAUGAUAUUGGGAGAAAUGACCAAAAGCUUGCAUAGAGAAUUGAAUUUUAAUGAAGGUCUUGGAGUUGGAGGAAUUAGGAAGGGAAUUUCACAGCACUGAAGAAGAAAUAUUUCAUUUUGCCAUGAAAGAAGAGAAAUAGCAUUUUUAAUUCAAUCAUGGGAUAUAGGUAUCACUACCAAAGCCCUGUAUGUUGCCCAUCCUAAUUGAUUAGUCAUUUCAGAAGGCUUUUUAGAGUCAACCACCUUACUGUGAGUCUAGCAUAUCAUGUCCAUGCCCUAGUUGGAUUAAGAAUUUUGGAUUUUCUUUGUUUGGGUUAUAGCCAUCUGGUGACCUUUUUACUUCAGAUGCCAUGAUGGGAUUCAAACUCACCUCUCUGGAUCAAUAGCCCAAAUCUGUAGAUACUUGUUGGAUAACCACUAUGCCAUUGAUCCUCUGUUUAUGCUGUAGCAUGGAUCAAACAUUGAGGAAGCAUCUGCAGUGACAGUGAUUAAAAAGAUGCACUGAGAUUUGGGAUGAUCGUCAUAACCAGCCUUUAUUUCAUUUAUUUCAUUCAAUCCGUCAUUUGGGUUGAAUUUGAUCGUUCUCCUCUUCUUUGUCUCUUAAUGUAACUUAUUGUAAUAUUUUCCUAUUGCUGUAAAUGUAUCUGAUUUCCAGUGUUGAAGAGGCGAGUCAAAGUAGUUAUCAGUACAUAGGAAGGUAGGCAAAAAGAAAAAUCAAAGCCCAUCCAGUUCACCUUCUCCCAUCCUGCUGGUCUCACAAUACAAUGAUCAUGUACUCAAUGAUCACUUUGAUUUUUUUUUAAGCUGCAAUUAUUAAAUUUCCUAUCUAAAGAUGGCAUAUAAAUUCAAAAACAUUGAUUUUACUGAAUUAUAAAUUUCCUUUUUUUUCUUACUGGAAUGUCUCCUCAUCAGCAUUCAGGCAACCAUGGGGCCGAUUUCCAGGUAUCCCCAAGUGAACACUUGCUAACCCUUGAGAGUAAGUCCCCAUGGAAAAAGUCACAGCCAACAGGAUGGAGAAAACCUUUUCACUACUGAUUCCUUAAAGCCAAGAUUAAAGAAGUCAUUUUGAAAUUUGCAAUAUGGGCAGACAUAGACAAAGUCAGACAGCCACAGUAAUUUUCUGCUGAGGAUACUUUGCGACAAAUGUAAUGCAUUAUAAUGUCACAUAGUCUAGCCAGCACUCAACUCUUCAGAAAACUCAUCUGAACAAAUGGCAUACUGUAGCAAUGAUGAGUAGCGGGAGUGGGGUGGGGUUACUUUUGUCAAGCUACUUAUAAAUUACAAUCUUCAAUAAUUUCUUUCAUUUCCAAUUUUUUUUCAAACUAAUUAUAUCCAAUAAAAUGAAUUCUGAAUUGAAGUUUUUUUUUGAAAAGAGGGCAUAAAACUUUAAUUGAAAACACACAUUUAAUUAGCUGACUGCAUUCUCAUGAAAGCAAAUCCCUGGAAAUAAUUCUUUUAUUUUCUAUUUGUGGGAUGUGUGCCUCUGACAAGGCUCACGUCCUUAAUUGCCCUUGAGAAGGUGGUUACGAUCUACUUUUUUUGAAUCUCUGUUGUCCUUGUAGUGAUGAAGAUAUCACCAAGGUACAAUUGGAUGGGAAGUUCCAGAAAUUUGACCCAGCCAUGACUAAAGCAAUCACAGUUUGUCAAUCUGGUUUUAUUCUCAUUAUGUUUUGAUGUAGCAAUUUGAGACAGUCUUGUGACUUAAUUGGUCAUUUCAGAGGGCAGAAGAUUCAUCAGCAUUGCUAUGUGUUGAGAAUCAAAUAUAUGCCAAAGCAGAAUUGACAUCAGUGAAUGAGGUGGGUCUAUUACUGAUAUGCAUCCCCAGCUGCAUUGGUGAGACUAGAACUCAUGUCUUGAGACCAAGUCUGAUUGAAAUGGAAGAUAAAAUAUGCAAUCUAAUUCAAAUUGCACACUAGCAGUUUGUGUUUUUUUUCUGAAACAAAGUGAAAAUCCCAGUUUCUCUUUAUUAUUUAAAAAAAACUGACUUUCAGAUACUUCAGACUAGUGCCAUGUUCAGCAAUGUUAAAUUCAACAAUAAUUAUCAUAUUAAAAUUAUUAUUCUGGCUAAUUAGUGAAAUGUCUUGUUUGAAAUUGUUGCCUUUCAUAGAAGUGUUAUGAUCUUGGUCGUAAAAGUAAGUUGAUAGUGAUUAUAAAUUUCUCAAUGAGCAACUAUCAUUUUCUGAAUUUGUAAAUACCAUAGCUUCCUGCUGGAUAAUGGCAAUAAAUGAAGUUUACAAGUUACUUAAAUGACAAAUAAAAGAAACUAUAAAAUAUGCAUUUUGUAUUUUAAUAACUUUUGAAAUUAGUUGUUUGGUUAAAAUUGUUAUAAUGCAAAAAAUACUACUGAAUAAGUUGCAUGACAAAGAUACAGCUACCAAACCUUGAAUCUGUAAAACCAAAUCUAAUUUUUGAAACUUUAAAACAGAGUUGAGAUUUUAGAAUUUACAAAGAAUAAGAUUUUGCUUUUUCUUCAGUUUUUUUUUGUGAAGAAUAUCUACACAAAAUGUGUUGAAACAAAAUCCUUUUGUUUGUAUGUGUAACACUUGGUUUGUUCAACAGACAAGUUAGAAAUGAUGACUAAUUUUAAGAAAUGUAUUUAAAGCACAAGCAACAAAAUUUUAAUAAAGCAUCUUAAUACAGGCAAUAUUUCUAAGGAUCCAUAAUAAGUGUAAAUGGAGUUAAAACAUUACCAAACAGGAAGGCCACAGACGUAGAAUAUAUUUUACACAGACUUUUCAAUAAAUUUAACAUUCAAAGUUCAAAUAUCGACUAUUGUACACAGGAUUUUCAUUAAAAAUAUGGAAAUUCUGAAACUGAUUGGUGAUCUGUGCACUGAUAUGUAACCAGAGUAAGUUACUUUUAUCCUCAUGAUCUAUAAAACUGAGCAGUGCACUUUGAUUUAUCUUUUGAUUUAAUUUGUACUACUUUUACCAAUCAAACCUUCAAUUAUACUUUAUAUUUCCUCAUGACUUAGGAGAACAUUUCCACCCACUAAGUCUGUGCUGACAUACAGAGAAAUCCUAUUCCCCUAUUAAUUUUCCCUGUGAUCUUUUCUCCCCACAUCACCCCUCCUCCCCCUCCCAGAAUCUACUACCACCA